Molecule: messenger RNA, 765 nt
Organism: Vespa velutina
Lineage: Eukaryota; Metazoa; Arthropoda; Insecta; Hymenoptera; Vespidae
Product: transcription elongation factor 1 homolog
Exons: 2
Coding region: 202-450 (82 amino acids)
Biological process (GO): transcription elongation by RNA polymerase II
Cellular component (GO): transcription elongation factor complex
Molecular function (GO): RNA polymerase II complex binding
Source: RefSeq, a predicted model, not a curated record
AUACCAAAUAAAACACCUGAGUGGGGACAAUCGAGAAUAGCACAAGUAGGUAAGCCCAUUUCUUCUCGACGAAAAUUUUUCAUUUAUCUGUGACGCUUCACGUGGUGAAUAUAGAAGACAACAUAACCAAGCAAUCGUAUAAAUAAUUACGUAUGUAAAAAAAACAUUACGUAGUACAUUUUCUAAAAAGUAUAAAUCAAAAUGGGACGCAGGAAGAGUAAACGAAAGCCACCGAGUAAAAAGAAAGCUAUACAACCGUUGGACACACAAUUUAAUUGUCCUUUUUGUAAUCACGAGAAAUCAUGUGAUGUUAAAAUGGAUAAAUCUCGGAGUACAGCAAGAAUUACAUGCAGAGUUUGCUUAGAAGAUUUUCAAACAACAAUAAAUCUUCUAUCCGAGCCAUUAGAUGUAUAUAACGAUUGGAUCGAUGCAUGUGAAAGUGCAAAUUAAUAUAUUUUAAUUUAUAUGUAAGGAGAAAUUUAAUUAAAAUGUUUUAUAUUAGUUUAUAUAUUAUUCGGAAUACUUGCAUUAUAUUUUCAUAUAAUAAUGUCAGGAACUCAAUCGAGAAGUAUUCACGAUGUGCAAACCAGUAUUUUUCCUAGUUUUGUAAUUGUCAUGUUAUAUGUAAAUAUUAUACAACUAUAUAUAUUCCAAUAUUAAUCUUAAUGGUAGAAGAGUAUAUCUGUAAGAUAAUUGUAAUGAGACUAUCUUUAAAAUCUUUAAGAUUUUUUAAAUGUUUUAGUAAUAUAAACAAAAUGAAAUGAC